AGUAAACUUUGGCAUGAUAGAUUUAAUCCCAAUACACAGUAAAAUUUGCUGUUUUUUUACUCAUCGCUUUUGUGUGGUUGUAUCAAAGCUAAAUGAUGGUUGAUUUCAAUCAAAGUUAAAUGGAUUACAAUAUUUAAAUUGAGGUCAACAAUAUGCUAAAUUCUAUAAUCCCCGAUCUAAAGUACAAAAUUCCCAACUUCGAUUUGUAAUUUUGAUUUUUUUAAACGCAUUUAUUUUACGGAUUAGUUAUUUUACGUGAAUAUUCUUCAGAAGCCCAUUAUCGUUUGUAUCGGCGAAAGUCCAAAGUCUAACUUCGCAUCAAGUGUUUAAAUCAAUUGAGAAUGUUUUAUGAAAAUUAACCGUGCAAUGUUAGACUAUUUACCAGAUUACCAUCUAAAUAAUAUUACAUAAUUUCGAAACAAUUGUGCGACCUUAUGUUCAAAUUGAGGAAAUCAUUUAUCAGUUUGCAGAUCUCGACCACUCAACCGUAUAAUGGUUUUGAAGUGGUAUAUAUAAGGGGACGCAUUUUUUGGUUCCAACAUCAGCAUCAAUUUGGUCAUAAACGGUAUAGUUUCAGUUAAACACAUAGAUCCAUAGACGAUUCCAUUUACAUAAAAAAAGUGAACCGAGAAAAUAUGUAUCGUUUAAAAGUUUCACUGGUUUUCGUAUUUUGGGCACUUCUAAACUUAUAUGUGGACCAUUGUACAGCUUGUAAUGGAUACAAAAUGAAGUUGAUUUCAGUGACAAAUUGUGGCGAUGAUAAUGUGAUCAUAGUUGACAAAAAUUUCACGGCUUCAUUGAGUUCAGACUGUAUUGUGACAACGGGCGGCUGUGUAACAUCAAAAGGAUUCAAAGAGGCAAAGGUGAAGUACUCAAUUUUGAAAAAUGGCCAAGAAAUGUUGAGUGGUCAUCCCGAUAUUUGUGAUGUUUUGGAUCAUAAAACGGCUGAACAAAAAGUCAAAUUAGAAAUGUUCGGUUUUCCGACAGAAUGUCCAGUCCCUGAAGGUCGAAAAUGCAUGGAUGGCACGAAAAAAGUCGAUGUUUCUAAAUACAAAAACAUGUUGCCGAUGGCAGUCGGAAAGAUAACUUCACAUUAUGAGGUCACUCAUGAUUCGGGUACAACUUGCAUUGAAAUUAAGUUCGAAAUCAACAAAUAGGAUGCUGAUAAUUAUGACAUUAUAUAUUGGGCUUAUUGGGAUACAUGAAUUACGAUUUUACUGUAAAAACUCUCUUUUUCUUUUUUCCUCUCAUCAUUUUGAAUAUGACAAAUAAAUUUAAAACAUUCUUUGAAGCAUGA
Molecule: messenger RNA, 1297 nt
Organism: Contarinia nasturtii (swede midge)
Lineage: Eukaryota; Metazoa; Arthropoda; Insecta; Diptera; Cecidomyiidae
Exons: 6
Coding region: 636-1157 (173 amino acids)
Source: RefSeq, a predicted model, not a curated record